Helobdella robusta is the source of this 300-nucleotide messenger RNA. RefSeq lists its product as hypothetical. The transcript has a single exon. The record is from RefSeq and is a predicted model, not a curated record. Lineage: Eukaryota; Metazoa; Annelida; Clitellata; Rhynchobdellida; Glossiphoniidae. The annotation marks the transcript as partial.
AUGGAUGAAAAGCAAGUGAACGACUGCUGUCAAACCGUCAUCUCCCUCAUGUCAGAUAUCCUGCAUUCCUCUGUCAAGUCAACUCGACGUCCCAGGUCUGCCAGAAAAUUGCUGAAACGAAAAAGUGAGGAUGACGAAGAUCUGACAGAGGGAAUCAAGAAGUUGUACACUGAAGAUGAUGACUACGACAAAGCUGGUGGUGGCAAAACUAGCUUCCAAUUUACUUCUGGUAAUGCUUUGAUGUUAUCAAACCCUUCGUCGAUUUCAUCAUCUUCAUUUUCCGGGAUUGUUGCUGCUAAG